UCUCUUCACAAAAAAUGGCUACCAGACCUUGCUUACUCUCCAAGACUAUCAUCCACCUCUUGCUGCUAGCCAUCACUCUUGGACAUGUCAGCUCGGCCCGGAUCCUAGAUGAGGUAGAUCCACAACCACCAGUCAUCCCUGAUCCACCUGAAGCAGAUGACUCUCCGGCAAUUGUGCCCGGUGUGGCACCGGUACUGGCUCCCACAAACACCUUACCAAGUGGCCAAAUCCCGGCUACUGCCAGCAGCCCCACAGAGGCUGAUGAUGAACCACCACUACCUGAAGCAGACGCACCUGAUGCUGUGCCGGUUGAUGUGGCGCCUGUGGCGGGUCCAGUUGCUGCAUUGCCAAGUGGACCGGCCCCGGUUGCUGCCACUAGCGCCACUACGGGAAAUGCUGUCCCACCAAACCCUCCAUUUUCCUUCUUUAUGCAUGAUAUCCUUGGUGGAUCACACCCUUCAGCUAGGGUGGUCAGUGGGAUCACAGCCAACACCCAAAUCAAUGGCCUCCCUUUCUCCAAGGCCAAUGGUGGCGUCUUCCCAAUCAAUGGCGGAGUUCCACUGCUUAAUGGCAACAAUGGCGUCAUUAACAACAACAACAUACCAUUCCUCACAGGCCUCAACGGUGGACAAACCAGCACAAUAAUUCAAAACAAUGGCAACAACAACCCAGUCAACGGUGGCAGCAACCAACCCUUUGUCACUGCCGGGCAGCUCCCGGCGGGAGCCACCCUUCAGAAGGUUAUGUUCGGAACGAUUACAGUGAUAGACGAUGAGCUAACUGAAGGCCAUGAGCUUGGGUCUGCUGUGGUUGGGAGAGCACAGGGGUUCUACUUAGCUAGCUCUCUAGAUGGUGGCAGCCACACGAUGGCCUUGACCGUGUUGCUCCAUGGCGGCGAUCAUCAUCAAGAAGAGGAUACCAUUAGCUUUUUCGGGGUCCAUCGCACUGCCUCACCUGUGUCUCAUAUUGCAGUCGUUGGUGGAACUGGUGAGUAUGAGAAUGCAAAAGGGUAUGCCACCAUUGAGAGCCUUCAUCAGGAAGAUCAACAUACGACCGAUGGAGUGGAAACAGUCAUCCAGUUCAAUGUUUACCUUUCUCACUAGUGCGCUAUCUUCUCAACCAAACUUGAUAUAUACACUAUCUGACUAGUGUGUGUAAGAGUUCCAGUAUUAUUUUACUUGAUGUACCUUCAGCAAUCAAUGUUUAAAUGCGCCUGCUAAAGAAAUCUAUGAUUCAAUGAGAGUAUUAU
Molecule: messenger RNA, 1249 nt
Organism: Vitis riparia (riverbank grape)
Lineage: Eukaryota; Viridiplantae; Streptophyta; Magnoliopsida; Vitales; Vitaceae
Product: dirigent protein 24-like
Exons: 1
Coding region: 15-1103 (362 amino acids)
Source: RefSeq, a predicted model, not a curated record